AUGUUGAACAUCUCGCCGACUCUCCUGCUGGCUCUGACCGCGGUGGCCGCACUUCUCUCGCCAUGCCGAGGCUGGAGCGACGAGGACCUCCUCCUGCCGCCCAUCAACUCCUCCAACAGGUUCCUGGCCAACCUGGAGGUGGACGUGCGCUUCUCCAAGAGGUCCGUGGAGGAGAGCGACGCCCCGCCCGAAGCCUCCCCGCUGCAGAGCCUCGCUCCAUCGCAGUCCCAGUGCAACGUGACGGUCCACAGGCUGCUGCCCACCUCGCUGGUGGCCCGCUGGGACAGCGGCUUCGGCUUCCAGUGUGACGUGCUGGUCUACACCACCAACAACCACGGCAGGGCGUUCUUCUCCGCCUCCUUCAACCGGGCCAUCUCCCCCGUGGUGAUCGAGCACCUCGGGGUGACCGGGGGUCAGCAGGAGAUGAGGCUGUGCGUGGGUUGCGGGAUGUCCCGGUACCGCCGCUUCGGCCAGGGCAGGUCGAGGGGACAGCAGAGCGGGGAUCAGGUGGCCUUCUGCUGCGUUGAUUUCAGCCUGGACGAGCUGAAGGGGGACAAAAGUUGGAGGCUGAACAGGAAGCCCAUCGAGUCGACGCUCGUGGCUUGCUUUAUGACUCUGGUGAUCAUCGUGUGGAGUGUUGCUGCUCUCAUAUGGCCGGUGCCGAUCAUUGCAGGAUUCCUGCCUAACGGGAUGGAGCAGAGGAGACCCAGAUAACUGAGAAACCCACGACACCAAAAGGGCUACUCCGCUGCGUUUAACGACUACCUUUGACCCAAACCCCUCUGCAGUUAGAAAGCUAAACACUAACAAUGGUCAAACUUGACCUAGAUUAUUUGAAAUUCAUGAAAUCUCAUGAAAGAGCAAUUUUAAGGCUCAUUUGAGCCAAGAACGCCUCAGAAGGGGUGCAGUUUUAUAAUAUGCUUACCUAGACAGGCCAAACUUGGACAGAACAAUCCUAGUCUUAUGACAUGUUCUAUAAAAUUUGGGUUGUUAGUUGUGAAAUCUGUAUUCAAUAUGUGAAAACUAAAACAUCGAUUUUAGUCUUUAGAGUUUGUCUUGGGUGGAUCCACAUUACAUGGAGUGCGUCCUAAAAAGUACAUCAUCUAAAACAACUGAAACAGACACAAACAUAAAAGUAGAACUAUAUAAAGGCCCAGUGAAUAAACUAACAUGCUAAUAAUUAUUAUUAACAUAGUAUGUCUUUGUUUGAAAUAUUCGUUUUUUACUACAUUUCUAUAAUUUAGUUGACCUUCAUACAUUUUCUAUAUUUCCAACAUAUUAUUUAUCUGAGCAUUUGAUUUUCUUUGCACAUUUUUCUGAUUUUCUUUUAGAUGCAUUUGUGUCUUUUAUUUUCCCUUAAAUUUUCUUAGCUUGCCCCCUCGUGCUUUUUAUUUCCAUUUGUUCUUUUUAGAUUUCCUUUCUCCUUUUUUAAAAAACUUUUCUUCAUCUUUUUCUGCCUCAUUAUGCAAAAAAGGUGGGCUGUCCUUCAUUGGGUCAGCUCCUCUACUAUUGGUCAAUCAUAAGGAAGGCCCACUUCCUCCAUUUAGCAUCUAAACUAUGUGGCAUAGUAUGGCGUGCAUAUUUAAAUAGUAUACACUCUCACUCAAUACAUGUCUGAUCUGCGCUCAACUCUGACAAACUCUGAUCUGGAAGCUCCAUGUUCGUGCUCGGCUCUGUCGCUGGUUGUUUUCGGGUCUGAAAAUGAGCACAGAGCAGGCAGAGUAGGGUUAGUUGUAGUAGAGGUGAGCACAUGCCAAGCAUGCAUGGAGAGAGCUUGUGUGUGAUUUACACCAGUCUUACUGCUCGCUUAGGUUAGUGACACAAAUGUAAUGCCAUACACAUAAAGAGACAAAUGUGUCUGAAUUCAAAAGGAAAACAUGAAGAAGAAAAAAAACAGCAAAACUGAAAUCAUUUGCUUAAAUAAAUAGUAUGUUGUAAAUAAACAGGAAAAAAAAUUCAAGGUCAGUUAAAUUAUAAAAUGUGGUAAAGAUGAUAAAUUGGAUUUUUUUAAACAAAGAAAAUAAAUAAAAAAAAGUUCUCAUUCUUAAAGUCAAUUGAUAAAUGUUAAAUGUCUUGGUUUAUUCAUUGUGCCGUUCGUGUAUUUCUGCUUUUAUUUUUAAUUCUGUCAGUCUCAGUUCUUCUGUUUCAGUCCUCCAUUCCCAGACAGCUCAUACUUUUGAAGUAAUUAUUUUACACAAAAUAUUGAUUGCAUAAAACAUAUUUUCUUAUUGGUUAAACUGUUAUUCAAUUUGUAACAAAUUAUAUUUAAAAAGUUGUUUUUAAGGCUUGUUUUCUAGAUAUCUAGAUCUCAGUUUGAAAAUCAUGACACACCAACAGCUCACACCAGGAUGUAACCAUUGUACCCUAAAGAUAAAUUAUAUUAGACAUAGUUAGUAAUUUACUUAAAAAAACUUUACUAUUUAUGAAAACAAACAAAAAAAAACUUCCCAUAAAAAAAUGUCAACACUUUUCUUUUGGACCAGGGACCACCAUACCUAGGCUCCAGCUUCAAAGUCACAGCACCUAGGCAAUUAAAACUUUUCCAGAAUAACCCUAAACUGCUGAUGGGUUUUAUAUACAUAUAUA
This is a messenger RNA of Fundulus heteroclitus (mummichog), 2586 nucleotides long. Its product is annotated as transmembrane protein 158. The record is from RefSeq and is a predicted model, not a curated record. The transcript has a single exon. The coding region runs from base 1 to 714 and encodes 237 amino acids. Lineage: Eukaryota; Metazoa; Chordata; Actinopteri; Cyprinodontiformes; Fundulidae.